Limulus polyphemus (Atlantic horseshoe crab) is the source of this 2648-nucleotide messenger RNA. RefSeq names its product nuclear transcription factor Y subunit alpha-like. The record is from RefSeq and is a predicted model, not a curated record. Gene Ontology annotation, biological process: regulation of transcription by RNA polymerase II. The coding region runs from base 215 to 1345 and encodes 376 amino acids. Gene Ontology annotation, molecular function: DNA-binding transcription factor activity, RNA polymerase II-specific; RNA polymerase II cis-regulatory region sequence-specific DNA binding. Lineage: Eukaryota; Metazoa; Arthropoda; Merostomata; Xiphosura; Limulidae. Gene Ontology annotation, cellular component: CCAAT-binding factor complex. The transcript has 10 exons.
CAAAUUUAAGAAUGUGAAGUUGUGAUGUGUAAAAUAUGUGAGAAUAUAAAGUGGUCUAUCAGUCGUUUGCUAAGCCUAACCAUGACUGUGAAACAAAGCAAUGUGAAAAGUGUUGACGUAGUCAACCCCGAGCGCCAGAAACUAGUGCCAUUUCUUAGCCUUGUAAAUAAUUCUUGUGAAAGCUGUGUGCAUCAAACGUUGGAACUAGUGACUCAUGCACAUGGAACAGUUUCAAGUGGCAGCAGCUGGAGCACAGUCUGGAGAUGGUGGUACAUCUGAACAGGUGACUGUCAUGCAGAACCUCCAGGCUGCUGGAGCAGUUCAGGUUACUUCACAACCACAGGUGAUUCAGGUGACACAAGCACCAGGAAACCAACCGCAUCUCAUUACUGCUGGUCAGCAGAUAAUGGUGCAAGCUCUUCCUCAAGGACAGACUAUCCAAAUACAGGGACAGCCUGGUCAACAACUACAACAGAUUCAAAGUCAACCUAGCCACCAGUCAACUCAGCCACUAUCUCAGAUUCAGGUCAUUCCUGUUGGCCAGAUUCAGGGGCAGCAAGGUCAACCUCAACAGAUCAUUAUCCAACAACCUCAACAAGGGCAAUUUAUUCAGACAUCUGAUGGUCAGACACUGGUUUAUCAACCAAUGACUGUAGAUGGCACUAGCUUUAUUCAAAGUCCGGGAGGAAUUAUUCAAAUACCAGCUGUCUCUGUUGCUCCAGCAACACCUCAGGUUGUUCACCAUCAGACAACAACUAGCACAGCUACUACAGGGACAAGUCCACAAUCCAUAUCAAUCCCAUCAUCAGGAAAUUUACAGUCUGGAAACAUUGUAAUGGUGAUAGCAGGUACCGGAGGAUUACAGGCUCUACAGAGGUUACCCCUACCGGGUGCUGAGUUAUUGGAAGAAGAACCACUAUAUGUAAAUGCUAAACAGUAUCACCGAAUACUGAAAAGGAGGCAGGCUCGUGCAAAAUUAGAGGCUGAAGGAAGAAUCCCCAAGGAGAGGAGGAAAUACCUUCAUGAGUCCAGACACAGGCAUGCUAUGAAUAGAGUUAGAGGGGAAGGUGGACGUUUCAACUCGGGCUCUUUUAAGAGCAGUGAACAAUCACAUGUUGGAAAUGGGGACAAUAGUGAAACCAAGACAUUUAUGAGAAAUAAUGGCCUUAAUAAUGUAUCAUUAAAAAUUGCAACAGAAUCCCAAACCAGUCAUGAUUCUGAUAGUAGUUCAUUUAACAAUGAGUUAACAGCUCAGCUGGAUUCUAGCCUUGAGAAUGGAAGAUCAUCAUCUAUCACUGAAAUAAUAACAGGUGAUCUCAUUUCUGCAGCAGGAGAUUCUAACUAAUACAACCAUAAUCAGUUUACAUCUGGAGAAAAAAUGUAGCAGCAUUCUAAAAAAAACUUACUGUGAAUUUAUAUUGGAUAAAAUGACCAUAUUCAGGCUGUGAGGCCGAUUCUGUAAAUAAAAAGAAUAUUUUAAUAUCACUCACCUUCAUUACUGUGGGUGCUUUGCAGUUCAUGCAGCACCACAUUACUGUUUAGUAUUUGUCUGUAUUUUCUCUAAGUAUAUACUUUUUCUUUUGUAUUUCAUCCAGAAAUCAUAAUAUAGAUUUUAAGUGUUAGAGUUAUUGCUACUUGUUUAAUAUUUAAUGAUUGAAAAGCUUUGAACAAGAACGAAAUAUAGAACAUAAAGUUUAAUACAUUAGCAAAUUUAAAGUAGGCAUAGCUCACAUUAGGACUAAUGCACUUUUUCUCAUCCACCCUGAAGUGUUACUUUUCUUUGGGCUAGAUUCAUCAUCUGAAAGAAUGUGUAAUAUAAAUUCUAGGGGUAAUUCAUUGAAUAUGUGCACAAAGUACUCAACGAUUUGAGUGUUUCAUAUGCACUUUUUUUUAAAAAUAUUUCUGUAGUUUGUACAUAUUUACAUUUACACAUCUCCCAAUAUACACCCCACUAAAUAAAGUAUCUUUCCCACUCUCAGUAUUUCUUUUCUAGUUUGCACUACCAAUAUUUGAAUAUGAUAAUUUGUAAGAAUGAGUUGUAAAUGUACAAUAUUUAAUUAAAAAAUACUUAACAUUGCUCAAUUAGAAACUGCAAAAUGGUUUAUACAAUGGAGACAAAACAAAAAAAGGGUUGAAGAAUAAUAUAAAGUAAUAAAGGUUCAAUUGAAAAAUUCCUGGUUGUCAGUUCUAAAUAACUUUUGUGAUACGUAACUAGUUUUAAUGGUUCCAUUAUUAUGAGUGAGGUUAUCAUUGCACUUGCGUAUAUUUAACACUAAAAUAAGGAAUACCUAAUAGCUGGUGCUAUGGAAAAUGUGUUUUUUUGGAAGUAUAAAUUGUUUGUCAAACUUGUUGAAACUUUCAUGUAACUUGUUGAACCUUAGCUGUAUAUACUGAAGUAAAGGUCCACUAUACUUUUUACAAGCAUGUAGUGCACAUUGUCCAAGUGAAGCACAGAUUAUGUAAUAAUGCAAAAAAAUAAUAUAUCUAAACUAUCUUGUUAUAUUCUUGUUCUAACAUGUGUUAAUUGGUGCUUGUGAAUGCAUUAAAUAUCCCCAUUUACUUGUCACACCUGGGUAUAUAAAUAUUUAAUGCAUUCAAUUUAAUAAGUAUUUUAUCUCAUAAGUACUUUCAAGUUAAAUAAUAUAUUA